GUACCAUGUACAUUCACGUUUCACUCCACACUCUGCUUCGUGUCACGUGCGUGCCAAUCUGUAUCAGUCUAUAGACACGUGUUGACAAUCGAAUCCAUGCCGGAUCUCAAGACGCUAUCAACGGCCACGAUCCGUAUCCAUUUCCUCUUUGUCCCAAAUCGGAAGCUCGAAGCACAAACCUCGAGCUCCUUCCUUCCAAGCUCGCAGCCAUGGCGGACGCUUCUUCCCCGUCCCUCUCCUCCUCCUCCUCCUCCGAAGACUCUGAGAUCAGCGAUUCCGAGCUCGAUCUCUACGAGCAGAAGUACCUCCACAUGCUCAAGACUACCAACCCUAGAAUCAAGAACCCUGAUGGCACCCUUCGAUGCCCCUUUUGCGCCGGAAAGAAGAAGCAGGGAUUCAUCUACAAGGACCUUCUCCAGCACGCCACCGGCAUUGGCGCCUCCUCCGCCCGCGCCCCCAAGCUUCGCGCCACCCAUCUCGCCUUCGCGCGCUUCCUCCAAACCGAACUCUCCGACGCCGCUGGCCCAUCGGCUCACCUUCCUCCUCCCAAGCCCCCACGCCGCUCGGAUGACGACCGGUUCGCCUGGCCCUGGACGGGAAUUCUCGUCAACGUUCCCAUCAAUGAAGAAUCCCGGAUGGAGCUAGAACGCCGGCUUGCUGGUUUCAGUCCGGUGAGUAUGCUGCCUCUCCGGAAUGUUUCCGAUCAGGAAAAUGAGUCCUCGAUGGGAUCUGUGGUGGUAGAGUUCAGCAAAAGCUGGUCGGGGUUGAAGGAUGCCAUGGCGUUUGAGAACCAGAUGAAUGCGAGUCGGUUCGGGAAGAGAGAUUGGGAGGAGAAUGGAGAUCGGAAAGAGGGGUUCUACGGCUGGAUUGCUCGUGGUGAUGACUAUGAGUCGGAGAGCCGGGUGGGAGAGUAUCUCAGGGCGCACACUGAACUGCGGACCAUUCCUGAUGUUGCCAAAGAGGAAUCGAGGAACUCUGGGAAGCUCGUCGCUAUCCUCUCUGAUGAAAUUGAAGCUAAGAAUGAGAACCUGAGGAAUUUGGAGUGUAAGUACAAUGAGAUAGCUAUGGCAAGGCAGCGUGUGAUGGAAGAUAAAGAUAAGAUUCACCAGGCUUACAAUGAAGAGAUGCGAAACAUGCAGCGGAUUGCUCGUGAGACUGCUCGUAGGAUUUUUGAGGAAAAUGUAAAAUUAAGGUUGGAAUUGGACUCAAAGAGGAAGGAAGUUGAUUUAAGAUGCAAGCAGCUUGAUAAAUUUGAGGCCAAAAGUGAUGGUGAAAAGAAUAUACUUGAGGAUGAGAAGCAAAAGACUGCAAUGGAAAAUUCAUCACUUGAAUUGGCAUCCAUGGAGCAAAAAAAGGCUGAAGAAGAUGUCAUGAAACUGGCUGAGGAUCACAAGAAAGAAAAAGAAGCUGCUCUUGCCAAAAUACUUCAACUAGAGAAACAAAUCGACCAAAAACAACAGCUGGAGUUGGAAAUAGAGCAAUUGAAGGGUAGGUUACGUGUUAUGAAGCAUUUGGCUGAAGAAGAGGAUUUGGAUCUUCAGGAAAGGGUGGAUGCACUAAACCAAAAGCUUGAAGAUGAAAAGGAAUGCCUUGAAAAUUUGAAUGGGGCUCUUGUUUCCAAAGAACGUGAAAGCAAUUUUGAGUUACAAGAAGCCCGAAAAGAAUUAAUCACGGGUUUGGAUGAUUUGUUGAAUGGGCGAAGUGUAAUUGGAAUCAAAAGAAUGGGUGAACUUGAUGAAAAGCCAUUUCAAGUUGCAUGUAAAAAAAGAUAUUCUGCUGAUGAUGCAGAUACAAAAGCUGCAGAGUUAUGCUCUGCUUGGCAAGAGGAACUUAAACAACCAUCAUGGCAACCGUAUAAGAUUGUUGACGUUGACGGAGUGAAGAAAGAAGUGAUAAAUGAGGAUGAUGAAAAGCUGAAAAAUCUAUGGAUUGAGCUUGGUGAUGAUGUUUAUAAUGCUGUGACCACUGCUUUGAUGGAGAUAAAUGAGUACAAUCCUAGUGGAAGAUAUGUCGUGCCUGAGUUAUGGAGUUUCAAGGAUGGACGAAAAGCAACCAUGAUGGAGGUAAUCCAGUAUAUCUUCAAGCAAUGGAAAAGCAACAAGCGCAAAAGACAUUAAAAAAGGACAUGAAAAGAAGAGCAUUCCAUUAUCGUAAACUUGGAAAAUAGUGCCGGAGAACUGCAGACUAAUGGUGUGCUUCUUGCAUGAAUGAUCUACUUGCCUUCUGCUUCAAGAGGUUACACAGCUACUGCUUCUGUGGUGCAGCAGGCUUGUUAAGCCUUGUACUUUUGCUUAAGAGCUGAAGUAUGUAUGACGGCUCUUGUAUGUUGGAAGUCUGUUAAGCAAUGUAGGAUUGCGUUUGCCCUUUGUUAUUGUCAACUUCUAAUCCAA
Messenger RNA from Dioscorea cayenensis subsp. rotundata (Guinea yam), 2390 nucleotides. RefSeq names its product factor of DNA methylation 1-like. The coding region runs from base 210 to 2117 and encodes 635 amino acids. The transcript is spliced from 7 exons. Lineage: Eukaryota; Viridiplantae; Streptophyta; Magnoliopsida; Dioscoreales; Dioscoreaceae. Gene Ontology annotation, biological process: gene silencing by siRNA-directed DNA methylation. The record is from RefSeq and is a predicted model, not a curated record.